GGUGAGCUGCGCUGUGAAGAGCACGUCAGAUACUCCCAAGACCACUUCAACUCAAACGACGCAAUUCUGCUUGACACGGUUGAUGUGUUGUACAUCUGGGUUGGAAGCAAAUGUGCAGUCCAGACACGAAAACUUGCACUGAGUGCGGCGCUUGAAUAUGUCAAGAAGGGGAAGAGUGAGGAGUUGCGAAAGCGACCAGUCAAGUUGGUCAGUCAAGACAGUGAGCCAUACGUGUUCACAACACAUUUCCAUGGGUGGCAAGAAGGUGCAAAGCAGAAGUGUAGUGUCAACGACAACACACUCGAUGCCGUCGACGAGUACAAGAAGUACUUCAUCAAGUACUCGUACGACGACCUUGUCAACAAGAAGUUCCAAAAAGGCAUCGACGAACAAUCACUCGAGACUUACCUUUCAGACGAAGAAUUCCAAACGGUAUUUGGAAUGACACCAGAGGCCUUCCAAGCUCUCCCAACGUGGAAAAGAGCGACUUUGAAAAAACAGAAGAAGUUAUACUAA
Entamoeba invadens IP1 is the source of this 516-nucleotide messenger RNA. Its product is annotated as villidin, putative. The annotation marks the transcript as partial. Gene Ontology annotation, molecular function: actin filament binding; phosphatidylinositol-4,5-bisphosphate binding. Lineage: Eukaryota; Evosea; Mastigamoebida; Endamoebidae. The record is from RefSeq and is a predicted model, not a curated record. Gene Ontology annotation, biological process: actin filament severing; cytoskeleton organization; barbed-end actin filament capping. The transcript has a single exon.